Molecule: messenger RNA, 1870 nt
Organism: Alosa sapidissima (American shad)
Lineage: Eukaryota; Metazoa; Chordata; Actinopteri; Clupeiformes; Clupeidae
Gene: cdadc1
Product: cytidine and dCMP deaminase domain containing 1
Exons: 9
Coding region: 90-1613 (507 amino acids)
Biological process (GO): dTMP biosynthetic process; dUMP biosynthetic process
Cellular component (GO): cytoplasm
Molecular function (GO): dCMP deaminase activity; zinc ion binding
Source: RefSeq, a predicted model, not a curated record
AUAGGAAGAGGAUAGAUCGACAGGGGACGUUCAGUAUCAGCUGUUAAAUUUGACAGAUGACAUAGAAUUAGCUGUCCGUGAAAGAUUGAAUGGAAGCAACAGAGGCAACUGAGACACGAAGGGAAUUGGACAAAAAGUGCGUCACUGAGGGCAGCUACCAUGUUACGGAAGCCAGUUCACAGACCGACCCCAAAGUGCAAGGACAUGGACCUCGGUUAUCGAAAGUUAACCUUUACACGUUGUUGAGCCUGUGGAUGGAGCUAUUUCCCCAGAAGAAGGCUGUGUUCAGCAACGAAAAUGAAGUUACCCGCAGAACUGGUUUGGUCGUGGUCCAUGAGAGGAGAAUUCUGGGCCUUCAUUGUUCGAGCGCAGAGCUGCAUGCGGGACAGGUAGCAGUGGUGAAGCAUGGCCCUCGCCUUACCAGGUGUGACUUGUACUUCUCAAGGAAGCCCUGCUCCACCUGCCUAAAGAUGAUCAUCAAUGCCGGGGUCAGUCGGAUAUCAUAUUGGCCUGGAGACCCUGAGAUCAGCUUACUGGCCAGCGAUGAGGCCAGCAGCAGCGCAGACAGUCGCCUGGAGGCUGAACUGGACGCUGCGGCUGCAGAAAAGCUGAAGUCCAGCAGCCGCCCGUACAUGGGUGUCCUCCUUCAGCCUCUGGCCUUUGACAUGCAGCAGUACGUGGAGGAAACGUCCGCCUCAUGCGACUUCCAGGAGAAGAUGGCCACUGACCUUCCCGUGGUGGACGUUGGGGAUCUCUUCCGGCAGCAGCUUUGGCAGAACAGGGACGAGCUCUCCCGGGUGUUUCUGGUCGUGGACGAGACGAGGCACCGCGGACUGCUGACCAAAAUGGGCCUUGUGACGUUCUGCGCGGAACCGUACUUCAGCAACUUGAGGCAGCACAUGCGGGACCUGGUGAGACUCUUGGCCUCCGUGGCCUCCAGUGUUCCGCGCGUGGAGGACGCUGGUUAUGGGUUCUACCUGAAAGGCGGUUCUGGCACCGUCACUUCUCCUAACGUUCCCCAGGACGUUAUACGACACUGCAUCGUUCAAGCCAAACUACUAGCUUAUAGAACUGAGGAUCCUAAGGUUGGAGUCGGUGCUGUGAUCUGGGCAGAGGGACAGUUGGGCCUCUGUGAUGGCACAGGCAGACUGCACCUGGUGGGCUGUGGCUACAACGCCUACCCCGUUGGUUCGGAGUAUGGAGAAUACCCCCAGAUGGACGAUAAGCAGGGCGACCGCCAGAGUAGGAAGUACCGUUACAUCAUUCACGCUGAGCAGAACGCCAUCACGUUCAGGAGCGUGGAGAUUAAAGAGGAACAGGGGACGAUGCUGUUUGUCACCAAAUGCCCGUGUGAUGAAUGCGUGCCUAUGAUCCGAGCGGCUGGCAUUCGGCAGGUCUACACCACUGAUCUGGACAGCGGCAAAAAAAAACACGAUAUUUCCUACCUCAGGUUUGACGGUCUCCAGGGAGUACAGAAAUUCAUUUGGCAAAGAAGACCUCAGACAAAGAGUGUGUGUGAGAAGCAAUCUCCGUUCACUGUAGCAAAUGGAUGCAUGAAGCACCCGAGGCAGGAGUCGUCUGAGCCGCUGCCUAGUAAGAGGUUAUGCUCAUGAAGAAAUGCGUCAACUUUGAGAUGGUGCAUGUUUCAAGAACUGAAUAAGGACGAAGCCACGAGACUUCAGUGGGUCUUGUUAGUUGAGAUCAUAUGCACAUAUUGUUGACUUCCAAGAAGGGUUUGACGUUUAUAUUUAAAUAUUCGAUCAUAUUUUAGAUAUCAUGUUUUAAUCAGAAGUUCCAUUAAUGUAAGUACGAGUUGUGUGAAUGAUGUACAAGAUAUAUAUGCGAGGCCAAGUAAAGAAGUGGAAACAGA